Molecule: messenger RNA, 1938 nt
Organism: Chenopodium quinoa (quinoa)
Lineage: Eukaryota; Viridiplantae; Streptophyta; Magnoliopsida; Caryophyllales; Amaranthaceae
Exons: 3
Coding region: 1-1938 (645 amino acids)
Source: RefSeq, a predicted model, not a curated record
AUGAUUGGGCAACCAGUACCUUUUACUAUUGCCGAAAUUAAUGAAGGAAUGAACGCAUUCCGCCAAACUUUAGACCAGCAGAAAAGCCAAAUCGAAACGCUGCUGGCUCAAAAGGUUCAAACUGAAGCCAAACUCACCAGCCUUACCAAACAAAAUGAAGCCCUUUGCAGCCAAAUACAAUCAGUUGCAUCUAAAACCAUUAACACCAGAAAGAACACUGAAAGGAAAAAGGAUCUAACAACAGGGAAAAAAACCCUGGAUCUAGACUCUUUGGAUGCAGGAACCCCCAAGAAGGACAAUCAAGAAAGAGCCAAAGAGGGAAAAGUAGAAAAGAUGGUCAAGGAAUACCUCAAGACAAUCGAGGCCAAAAUAGCCAAAAUCCCUGGAAUGCCGAAACCCAUGGAAGAAGAGGCAGCAGAUGGCUAUAUAGAAUCCCCAUUCUCAGAAGUGAUCGCCAUGGUAGAGGUCCCAAAGAGGUUCAGUACGCCCAAUAUGACUAUGUAUGAUGGAACAACAGACCCCGACGAGCAUGUAUCCCUUUACAAACAGAAGAUGAUGACAAGCUCAAUCCCUAGAGACAUCAGAGAGGCUAUCAUGUGUAAAGGCUUUGGAGCCACACUAUCAGGUCCAGCUCUAACUUGGUUCAUUAAUUUAGAUAAUGGGACUAUUCGAUCUUUUGCAGGAAUGGUGAACCUAUUCAAGGUCCAAUUCGCUAGCAGUAGAAAAAUAGAAAAGCAAUCUUCAGAUCUGUACCGCGUUGUGCAGAGAUAUGGUGAAUCCUUGAGAGAUUAUCUUAACAGGUUCAACAGGGAGAAGAUCGGAAUACAUAAGUGUGAUGCUCCCACAAUAAUCGAAGCGUUCAGAAGAGGAUUGCUAGACCAUAGUGAGCUCUACAAGGAAUUGACUAAGUAUCCCUGUACAACCUUUGAAGAUGUGCAAGCCAAAGCUAUGGCUCAAGUCAGAUUUGAGGAAGAUGCAUAUGCAAGAAAGACUCCUGAGCCAGAUCGCCAGUCAAGAAGGAACAACAAUUUUCCCAGAAGGGAUCAUCGAUUCAAGCCAUAUCAGCGUUCCCGCUUUGAUGAGGGAACAGUCAAUGCAGUCGAAGAAGAAUUUUCUGAUUGGAGGGAAGAUCCUGAGCUCCCACCUAAGUUACAUGAGUAUUGCUUUAAAGGCAACCCUGCAGGAGUAAUUAGGACCCUAAAUAAGAUGGGAGAUACUAAAGGAAGUGGCGUACGUGCUAAAGAAGGGCUACCUCAAAGAGCUCCUCAAGAUAAAUCUAAAGCUUCUGGGAGAGAAAGAGAAUCUAAACAAGGAGGUCCUCCUCCUCCACCUCCAAUUGUCAAAACCAUCUGUUUCAUAUCAGGAGGGUUAGAAGUAUGUGGCUUGACGUAUUCUGCAGCAAAGCGGCAUGCAAAGGAGAGUAAUAAGGAUCAACUUGACAAGAGGGAGAAAUCCAAAAUAGACAUUCCCAUCAUGUUCGAAGAAAGCGAUGUAGUAGAAGGCCACCAUAACGGCCUAGUGAUUUCACUCCCAGUUGGAAAUUGCAUGAUCAAGCGAAUUCUAGUUGACAAUGGAAGUUCUGCAAACAUCAUCAUGCUUGACACUCUGAAACAUAUGAACAUAGACGAAAAGAGCAUCGUCAACAAGUCAACAAUGCUAGUGGAAUUCAGUGGGGAAACCAAGAAGACAAGUGGAGAGAUUACAUUGGCCACGUACGCAAAAGGAAUCAACCUACAGGUCAAGUUCCUAGUAAUUGACACUCUAUCUUCGUACAAUAUGAUCUUAGGCAGACCUUGGAUACAUGAGAUAAAGGCCAUCCCCUCUACAUACCAUCAAGUCAUUAAGUUUCCUACUAGAUGGGGUAUUCAAGAAAUCAGAGGAGAUCCUAAGGAAGCAAAGGAAUGUUACAAGAUCGCACUAAAAGCAACAUCUUCAUAA